This is a messenger RNA of Mucor mucedo, 549 nucleotides long. RefSeq lists its product as uncharacterized. NCBI's taxonomy places the organism in Eukaryota, Fungi, Mucoromycota, Mucoromycetes, Mucorales, Mucoraceae. The coding region runs from base 1 to 549 and encodes 182 amino acids. The transcript is spliced from 4 exons. The record is from RefSeq and is a predicted model, not a curated record.
AUGUCUAGCUUAAUUAUUGAUGAAGCAAUUCAUGCAGAUACGCACCACAAAGACCUGAAACGAAUUGUUGCCAUCAGUAUCGACGAAGAAUCGGGUGAAUAUGUGUACGACUGGGCUAUUAACAAUUUUAUCAACCCGGAUACGGAUUUAGUGGUCUUUUUGAAUUGUCGACAGAUCGAUGCUCCUGCAGCUCCUUAUAUCAACCCUACGGGAUUUAUCGAGGAAUUUGACGAGAAACGAAAAAUCAAGAGCCAUCAAUUGCUUCGCUUUUAUGCUGAUCAAUUAAAAUUUGCAAACAUAGCAGUGCGAGCGAUUGCAUUGGCGGGAGAACCUAAAAUGGAGAUUAUCCGGAAAGUGACAGAAUUAAAUGCAGAUGUCUUACUUCUCGGCUCUCGACGACUGGGUACUGUGAAAAGAGCAUUGCUGGGAAGUGUCAGUGACUACUGUGGGCACAAAUCCCCUUGCACCGUCAUCAUUGUUAAGGCCCACCCUAGCCAUCCCCAGGGUAAACAUGAGUUGAGAAGUGUCUUUAAACGACAUGUGGAAUAA